GUGCUUGUCAUUCACUAGAACAGAAAACCCAGGGCUAGGGCCACUUCCUGUAGGUAAAAGAUUGACACAGUAGAAGCAAUCAAAACAGAAAGGCAAAAAACUGUUGCAUGUCACUUACAGGCCGAGCAACAGUAAGGUACGGCAUCCACAGAAACUUCAUCGUUUCAAGGAAUGUAAUGGAAAUGAGCAGGACAAUCACUUUAUUGUUCUUGGCCUCACAAGUGUCCUUCACAGAGGCCUCGUCUGCGAGUGACCCAACGUAUUGCUAUGUUUUAGAUGUUCUCCUGCUGCUGUAUUCUAUCCUUUUUACUGCUCUCUACUUCAGAGAGAAGUUUACGAAGGAAGGGCCUGUUCCUCCAGAUCCUGCAUCGCCGGAACGUAACCCCAAUGAGCCUGUCUAUACAGACUUGGAUCUGCCUCAGAUGAGUUCCGAUUAUCAGCAACUGGAUAGACCGAUUAGAAGACGAGAGCCAGAGACACAUUAUCAGGAACUGAGAGCACAUACAAGUGACGAAUACCAGGAAAUACGAACUAAGGGGAAAAAGCCUCGCAAAGGAAAGGGCCAAUCUAACGAGGGUCGAACAGGGAGAAACAGGGAUGCAGCUGAGGCUGUGGAGAUGGAAGCUUUUCCCACUGCAAUUAACAAUUAACACAAUUAACACAAGCAAAGGAGCAACUUGUAUCUGCCAACUAACAGACAAAUUCUAUAUCUUUGUUGGAUGCAUUUUUAUGUCUUUUUUUUUGUAUUUGUUACUUUGGCUAAUCUGUAUUCUGUAGUCUUGCAUACACUACCAUUCAAUGGUUUGGUGUAGUGAAUUUUUCAUUUGAAAAAAAAAAAAAAAUUAAUACUACUAUUUAGAAAGGAUGCAUGAAUUUGAUCAAAAGUGUCAGUAAAGACGUGUUUAAAAUGUUAAAACGUCCUUCAAAUAAAUGCUGUUCUUUUGAACUUUCUAUUCAAAGAACCCAGAAA
Molecule: messenger RNA, 970 nt
Organism: Carassius carassius (crucian carp)
Lineage: Eukaryota; Metazoa; Chordata; Actinopteri; Cypriniformes; Cyprinidae
Product: T-cell surface glycoprotein CD3 zeta chain-like
Exons: 8
Coding region: 108-650 (180 amino acids)
Biological process (GO): cell surface receptor signaling pathway
Cellular component (GO): Fc-epsilon receptor I complex
Molecular function (GO): IgE receptor activity
Source: RefSeq, a predicted model, not a curated record